This is a messenger RNA of Sabethes cyaneus, 1027 nucleotides long. RefSeq lists its product as uncharacterized. Lineage: Eukaryota; Metazoa; Arthropoda; Insecta; Diptera; Culicidae. The coding region runs from base 15 to 593 and encodes 192 amino acids. The record is from RefSeq and is a predicted model, not a curated record. The transcript is spliced from 2 exons.
AAUUCCCCACUAAGAUGAUGCAUCCGGUAACGUUGGCUGGGUUUAUUGUGAUUCUAUUUUAUUUACGACAGUGGAAUCUUGUCAAAGCAGAAACAUUUCGUCGUAGUAAUGAUGGAAUGAUUUAUUUUCCUGAAAGCCACGAAGCAGAUACAAGAUUUGGAGGAAAUCAAAGUAAUCACAGUGAAAAUGUAAGCUGUAAUUCCGAAUCUUCAGGAACAAACAAAGCCUCCCGAAAAGGAGUCUACGUAUAUGACGCAGAUGCACAGGAGUGGACAGUUAGCAUACUUAUAAUCCCGCCUCAACGGCAGAAUUGUCCUUCCGCGAGUAGCGUUCCGCAAACAUCUAACACUUCGCAGGACAAGACAUUACGUGUGUAUAAUGCAGACACUCAGCAAUGGGGAGCUGCUAAGAUUCAAGACCCUACAAUUAGUUCGUUCCCGCAGAGUUCAUUCCCUGAGACGACGACGAUGAAAAUGUCCGAGGAAAAAUCUCAAUCGGAACAGAGUGAAGUUGGCACUAGUCGAAAAAACCCGGCAAAAUCCUUCAUAUCUUACAACAGCCAAACCAACAGAUGGGAUGUCACUACACUGUAACAGUAAGUCAGCUAAUAAUGAGAGUGUAUCAAAUUGUUCAGUUUUAUUCAUUAUAGUUGGAAGACUUCGAUUAAUUUAAGUAGCGUACCUGGUUUUGGUACAAACCAGUGCUGAGGUAUUUGAUAUUUACAGACAUUUAUUUGUGCCAGAAAGUGGUUAAAGAAACAAUAUUCAAGAAUCGCUCCAUCGAAUCGGACAAAUCAAUUUAGCAAUAUACAGAAAUUUGGCUGAAUAAAUAUUGGCAUUAAAUAUAACCAAAAUUGAUCAGUUUGAACCUAUAUAAAUAUGUGAAGACUAGAUUUUUUAUAUGAUACUGAUGCGGAAUAAAUUAUUUUCGCAAUGUUAGAGUGCUAGCUGUAAGCAAUAAUUAUUUUAUUUUAUAUAUUUUUACUAAAAUCGCUCCAGCGUUGAUGUAGGGUAUAGGUGGAUGGCGA